AGACUGAAUCGCAUGAGGAUAGUGAAAGUAGUUCUACAUUGCAUUCUCCACGUAGAGAAAAACAAGAACGAACAAAAAUUAGAAAGAUAAGAAAAAGAAGUCCUUCACGGGAAAGAGGGAGAUUAAAUAAGAAAAAAAGCCGAGAUUUGAAGAAAGAACCCAAGAAAUUAUUUGAGUGGGCCAACAUUGUACAAGCUAAACAUGCUGUUAUUGAGGAUGAUGAGGAUAAACUUUAUAUGGGUGAUUCUUUAUUUAUUAUCGAAUGGGAUAAAACCGGACUUCAGCAAUGA
Messenger RNA from Dentiscutata erythropus, 290 nucleotides. Lineage: Eukaryota; Fungi; Glomeromycota; Glomeromycetes; Diversisporales; Gigasporaceae. The record is from the annotation of a GenBank genome assembly.